AUGGACCAACUUGCGAAACAGACAUCGAGUCUAGGAAUCUUUUCCCCCAGAAUUGGAAGAGGCUUCAACAACUUGCCAGGAGCGAUAUCCCUUGCCAAUGCCUUCGCUAUUAGAGCUUCCUGCCAUAAAGCGCGAGCAGAGUACUUCCCUGUGUACUUUCAGCAGGCUACAGUCCCGAUCCCACUCUGCCAUGUCCAGCCUUUCCUCCAAACCUUCUUCGCCAACGCAACCGCCAAGGCCAUCUGCGCGCUUCGGGUGAACAUGACUGCGUGCGAACCCAAGGACGAUCCAGUCAUCGACAUGCUGUGGCUGCUCAGCUUCCUGCUCGCUCACCCCAGCAUCAAAAUCUCCUUCCACUGCGCCGACAAGUUCAAAUACGAGGCAUUGCAUUUAAACGACCUAGUCAAAACUGCCCGGAAAUUUCCAGCAUGGCGCUCGCAUCUGGACUCUAUGCAUUCCUUCGAUCUCUUCACCCGGACAACUUGGUGUCGUGGCCUCACCAACGUGGCCUCGAAGUCCUACAGACCGCUCCAGCCGUGGGAACUCAAGUCCGUUUUCAAGCCUGAGCAUUUUGAGGCGUGGUGGGACAAUGAGGGACAACGCUAUCAGAAGACGCAGCAGAUGUUAUCCGACCUUGGCGUGAUGAAGGCCAACAUGGAUUGUUUCGGAUAUUACUGUAAAUCUAUUGCUCGCUUGCUUAUGCACGGGUUUAAGAGAAAUGACGAAGAUAUGAAUGCCUAUCAUGAGAGUCGCGCUGGUUGGCAUAGGCGGUGGUAG
Molecule: messenger RNA, 777 nt
Organism: Parastagonospora nodorum SN15
Lineage: Eukaryota; Fungi; Ascomycota; Dothideomycetes; Pleosporales; Phaeosphaeriaceae
Exons: 2
Coding region: 1-777 (258 amino acids)
Source: RefSeq, a predicted model, not a curated record